Echinops telfairi (small Madagascar hedgehog) is the source of this 982-nucleotide messenger RNA. RefSeq names its product adenosylhomocysteinase-like. Gene Ontology annotation, cellular component: cytosol. The record is from RefSeq and is a predicted model, not a curated record. The annotation marks the transcript as partial. The transcript has a single exon. Lineage: Eukaryota; Metazoa; Chordata; Mammalia; Afrosoricida; Tenrecidae. Gene Ontology annotation, biological process: L-methionine cycle. Gene Ontology annotation, molecular function: adenosylhomocysteinase activity.
GACCUCACCAACCUGAUUCACACCAAGUACCCACAGCUCUUGUCGGGCAUUCGGGGGAUCUCUGAGGAGACCACGACCGGAGCCCACAACCUGUACAAGAUGAAGGCCAAUGGGAUCCUGAAGGUGCCUGCCAUCAACGUCAAUGACUCUGUCACCAAGAGCAAGUUUGACAACCUCUACGGCUGCCGGGAGUCCCUCAUCGAUGGCAUCAAGCAGGCCACAGACGUGAUGAUUGCCGGCAAAGUGGCCGUGGUCGCAGGCUAUGGUGACGUGGGCAAGGGCUGUGCCCAGGCCCUCAGGGGUUUCGGGGCGCGUGUCAUCAUCACUGAGAUCGACCCCAUCAACGCGCUGCAGGCCGCCAUGGAGGGCUACGAGGUCACCACCAUGGACGAGGCCUGUCAGGAGGGCAACAUCUUUGUCACCACCACGGGCUGUGUCGGUAUCAUCCUUGGCCGGCAUUUUGAGCAGAUGAAGGACGAUGCCGUUGUGUGUAACAUCGGACACUUUGACGUGGAGAUUGAUGUCAAGCGGCUGAACGAGAACUCGGUGGAGAAGGUGGACAUAAAACCUCAGGUGGACCGCUACCGGCUGAAGAACGGGCGCCGCAUCGUCCUCCUGGCUGAGGGCCGGCUGGUCAACUUGGGCUGCGCCGUGGGCCACCCCAGCUCCAUGAUGAGCAACUCCUUCACCAACCAGGUGCUGGCGCAGAUAGAACUGUGGACCCACCCGGACAAGUACCCCGUUGGAGUCCACUUCCUGCCCAAGAAGCUGGAUGAGGCAGUGGCUGAAGCCCACCUCGGGAAGCUGAACGUGAAGCUGACCAAGCUGACGGGGAAGCAGGCCCAGUACCUGGGCAUGCCGGUGGACGGCCCCUUCAAACCCGCUCACUACCGUUACUGACAGCCCCGCCUGCCCCUCACCUGCCAGCUGGUGUCCCUGCCCGGGCCCCCAUUCCCCCCAAGAACACACGGCACUAAUUUGA